AAAACGUCUAUAACAGAACUGUGAAUGUCCAUGGCACGUGUCAGGAAAGCUCAGAGAAACAAAUACCUAUACUGAAUUAUGCACAAUGUCAAAAUUACUCGUUAUUUCAAAGGAAUUUACAGUGUCAAACAUGUUCAGGAAUGAUGUGCAAUGAUUCAGAAGUGGAAAGCUGUCCAGGAUCAGAGCCAGUAUGCCGAUUCGCAUUAUCAAUGGACGGUGUUAAACUGAAGACUGAAAAGUCCUGCAGCACAUACAGCCAAUGUGUUGAAGCUAUGAGAAACAAUGCCCUUACAUGCAAUAAAUGGACCAAAAGCAGGUUUUGUGUUGGUUGUUGCGUCGGACACUUAUGUAACAAGAAUGAUUUCAUAGGCUGGACCAACUCCUUCGUAUUUCGUUUGAUUUUUAAAAAGUUCAACGAAUAUACAAUCCCUGCUGAGAACAUAUCAAGAGCCAUGGAGCAUGAGUUAUUAACGGUGACGGGAACAUUCAGAGUUGAAUAUUGUGGGUAA
This is a messenger RNA of Octopus bimaculoides (California two-spot octopus), 509 nucleotides long. RefSeq lists its product as uncharacterized. The record is from RefSeq and is a predicted model, not a curated record. Gene Ontology annotation, molecular function: protein binding. NCBI's taxonomy places the organism in Eukaryota, Metazoa, Mollusca, Cephalopoda, Octopoda, Octopodidae.